Lachancea nothofagi CBS 11611 is the source of this 1278-nucleotide messenger RNA. The record is from the annotation of a GenBank genome assembly. Lineage: Eukaryota; Fungi; Ascomycota; Saccharomycetes; Saccharomycetales; Saccharomycetaceae.
AUGAUCCGACGUCAAAUUCAUAAAAUUCCAGGAUGUAUACAUGGCAUUCCAAGGGCUCCACCAGACAAGAUUUUAGGCCUCACCGAACAGUUCAAUAAGGAUAAAAACCCAAAAAAAACUAACCUUACUGUGGGUAUUUACAAGGAUAAUUGGGGCCAAGUUACCACUUUUCAAAGUGUGGCUAGGGCCCAGAUGAUCCUAGACCAAAGCAUUGAAUUAAAUACUGAUUUGUCGUAUUUGCCCAUCAAAGGCUGUCCUGAUUUCCAACUAAAUGUCCUAAAAUUCUUGUACAGGGAAAGCUGUCCAGAAGGGGCGGAAUCCCUUGAUCAAGGGCGCAUUAGCUUCGUACAAACAUUAUCUGGAACGGGUGCCUUGGCAGUCACUUCGAAGUUCUUAUCGCUCUUUAUGUCAAGAUCGGUUUGGAUUCCAAAACCGUCGUGGCCUAACCAUGCUAAUGUAUUUCAAAACAACGGCUUUGACGACAUUCUCUACUACUCUUACUAUAAGAAUGGCACAUUGGAUGUAGACGGCUGGCUGGAUGACUUAGAAAGAGGAGCUAAAUCGCGAGAUGGACCGCCGCAAUGCAUUGUAUUGCAUGCAUGCUGCCACAAUCCAACAGGUAUAGAUCCAUCGCGUGAACAAUGGCGUCGUAUACUGGAUAAAAUUCACGAACUGAAUAUUAUUCCGAUAAUUGAUAUGGCUUAUCAAGGUCUGGAUACCGGAGAUCUCUAUAAAGACGCGUAUCUACUACGAAUGAGUUUAGAUAAAAAGCGCUACAACUGGAAUAACGGGCUUUUCCUUUGCCAAUCUUUUGCCAAAAAUAUGGGUCUUUAUGGCGAGCGUGUGGGAUCUCUUUCGGUUGUCACACCUGUCCGUCACAAUAGUAAGGAAAUAAAACGCAAUGUGGACUCCCAACUUAAAAAAAUAGUACGAGGAAUGUACUCGUCUCCCCCUGGUUAUGGUUCUAGGGUUGCAAAUGUAGUUCUCUCGACUCCUCAUCUUCGAGAUCUUUGGCAUAAAGACGUCAAAAAUGUCGCCAACAGAUUGCAUUCUGUAAAAGCGAAAAUGGCCGAAAGGCUUGAAUGGGAUUCACUCAAGGACCAAUCACGUCAGCAUGGUAUGUUUCUAUAUACUGGACUCGACAUGCGUAGUGUGGAAACAUUGAGGGAGAAGUACUCUAUAUAUUUGGUACAAGAUGGCCGACUGUCGUUAAGUGGGCUAAACGACUCCAACGUAGACUACGUUUGUGAUGCAUUACAAAGUGUACAUCGUGAGUAG